AGGAGCCGUUAUCUUCGGUUCUUGCGGCCUUCGCUUUGCGUCGCCUGCAAAAAGGCGAUGUAUAAUCGCCGUCGCCCGAGCCCCUUAUCGCCGCUAUCGCUUGUCACAAGCGGCCGGCGCUUCACGGGUUGGAGAGAGCCGCAGAUUUAGAUCCAUCCUGCAUCCCACCGUAUACGACGUCACAGCUCACAGCGGCGCUUCGACAGGCUUCUAGAAAAUCGCCCUCGACAGAGCGGGAACGAGACGGCUGCCAGGGUGCAGCGCAGUCCCUCCGAAAACGUAUACUGUUAUACCUGGGAGGGUGUCAGACUUCGAUCGCGCAGUUUCGCGUCCCUUGUUUAUUCAGGCGUCCUCCGAUCGGCGCGGGAAACUUCUGCUAGUCGUACAGUGAUCGUGUUGCAAUUUGGCUUGUUGCUCCUGGCACACGCAUGGGGGCGGUGGCAGUGCACGCUGACGGCGGAUAGUUCGUGCAAGUAGACUCCGUGUGUUGCCACCGGGAAGGUUGUUCGUAACAUCUGUGUGUGUGUCUCGGUUAGCUUGUGCGGCAGUGAAGAGACCAUGAGGCACGUCGGUGUCGGCUGGAUACCGCUGGUGUUCGGCGUGGUGCUCGCCGGCGGAGCUCUGCUGACGUUCGUCUGGGCCGUUGCGCGCGGUGAUGUCACGCCUUACAUGCCCUUUGUCAGCGAGGCCGGUGCGGAUCCUCCACAGAGCGGGUUCUUCUCGCUUUGCCUUUUUGUUGCGGCCACAUUCGGACUGAUGUGCGUCCUGGUUCGGUACCAGACCGUCCGUUCGUUCAACGCCAGUUGUAGCAAGAAAAUGGACGCUAUGAACGGUGCUGCCGCCAUCCUUGCUUUUGUUUCCUUCCUCGGAAUGGCCAUCGUUGCGUCAUUUCCGGUUGCAGACGUGCCGACGGUUCAUUCGGUAGCCGCAAACGUCCUUUUCUUCGGAAUCUUCGGUUAUCAGGUUAUGCAAACAACUAUCACCUACUGGAUGUACCCGCUCUUCAAUGGAAGGACCAUCGUCAUCAUACGGAUAAUAAUCUGCUGUCUUUCCGGCAUCUCUGUUAUCCUAAUGGGCGCGCUUGGCUCUGUAGGCAGAUCUACCUGGAAGGAAAAAGAGCGCGACCACCCGAUUCGGAUGAAAGUUCCGUCGGACGAGGGCUUCGGUCUUCUCGUGACCGCGGCCACCUUCGAGUGGAUCCUCGGUCUGUGCCUGGUCCUCUUCUUCUUCACCUACGUCCGGGAGUUCCACAAAGUGACGCUCGAGAUCAAGGCCGACCUUCUGGUCGACCACCUGGACGACGAGCCGAUAUUCCGAAAGUCGCCCUACAUGUCCGAGACAACGUACCUCCGCGCCCACGAGACGUGAC
Rhipicephalus sanguineus (brown dog tick) is the source of this 1369-nucleotide messenger RNA. Its product is annotated as DNA damage-regulated autophagy modulator protein 1. The transcript has 8 exons. The coding region runs from base 559 to 1368 and encodes 269 amino acids. Lineage: Eukaryota; Metazoa; Arthropoda; Arachnida; Ixodida; Ixodidae. The record is from RefSeq and is a predicted model, not a curated record.